Messenger RNA from Rhizopus microsporus ATCC 52813, 1566 nucleotides. Its product is annotated as MFS general substrate transporter. NCBI's taxonomy places the organism in Eukaryota, Fungi, Mucoromycota, Mucoromycetes, Mucorales, Rhizopodaceae. The coding region runs from base 1 to 1566 and encodes 521 amino acids. The record is from RefSeq and is a predicted model, not a curated record. Gene Ontology annotation, molecular function: transmembrane transporter activity. Gene Ontology annotation, biological process: transmembrane transport. The transcript is spliced from 8 exons.
AUGGAACAAAAGAUAAUUAAACCAUUGCCAUAUAGGCAAUUGGCCAUCAUUUGCGCAUGUAGAUUUGCUGAACCUAUUUGUUUUACCGUCAUAUUUCCAUUUAUUGUGCAAAUGGUUAGGGACUUUCAUAUCGCAGAUGAAAAGGGUGUUGGUUACUAUGUCGGAUUCAUUACUUCUUGUUUUGCAUUAUCUCAGCUAUUAACAGGCAUUCAUUGGGGUAUGCUCUCGGACAGGAUCGGGAGAAGACCGGUUAUUUUGCAGGGCCUAGUAGGCACUAUCACAAGUAUCUUACUCUUUGGGUUAUCGAAAUCAUUCAUUUGGGCACUAGUCUCUCGAAGUCUCUGUGGCUUGCUGAAUGGUAAUAUUGGUGUAUUGAAAAGCAUGGUAUCAGAAUUAACCACUGAUCAUUUACCACACCAGAGAGCCCGAGCAUUCUCUUUACUACCACUAAUGUACGGUCUUGGAUCUAUUAUUGGUCCGAUGCUUGGCGGCUUUCUAUCUCAUCCGGUUCAAAAUUAUCCCGGAGUGUUUGGUCAUUUGGGGUUCUUGACUGAUUUCUUGACGGAGUAUCCCUACUUCUUACCAUGCUUCAUUUCAGCUUUUAUCUGUACUUUAGGAUUGAUAUUCGGUUUGUUUUUCUUGGAAGAAACGCAUCCGGUGUACGCGCAUCAUUCAGAAGAUGAAGAAACUUCCUUGAUCCAAACAGAGAACGAGCAAAAUUACUCUACUUUUAAAAACCAAAAGGAUCAACGCUCACCUACACCUACUAUCAAGGACAGAUACAAACCACCUACGCUCAAGGAAUCCAUUACACCACAGGUUGUUGCCAUUUGCAUCGCCUAUGGAUUUUUUGCUUUCCAAGCUGUUUACAUGGACGAGCUAUUCCCCCUUUAUACUGCCAGUACCAGAGAAAAUGGCGGCUUAGGCUUUAGUUCAUACGAGAUCGGUGCUGCCCUUGCCUAUGCUGGUGUGGUCACUCUUAUCGCUCAAUUGCUCAUCUUGCCUGCCCUAACACGAAGAUUUGGAUUACUUCGCUUGUUCCAGAUCGUUCUCUUUAUUCUCAUCUUUUUAUAUCUCUCUCAAGGCAUCAUUCGUACACUGUACAAUGUACCUAAUUUUGACGGACAUAAGAAUACAAAACUCUGGGUUUGGGUAGGCCUGAUCAUAUCACAGACUAUCAAGACAAUAGGACAUACUAUCUGCUUCACUGGAUGCACCAUUCUUGUCAACAACGCGGCUCCUAGAAAAGAUGCUUUGGGCGCUGUGAAUGGAUUCUCUCAAUGCUGUGCAAGUGCUACAAGAGCAAUGGGACCAGCUGUUUGUGGUAGUUUAUGGUCAGCAGCAUUAACUGCCACUUGGUUGCCUUACACAAUUCGUGUCAAUGUCAGUUUUGCUUUCCUUGCAUUGAUUGGCACAGUUACGUUUAUACUCAGUAAGAGACUAGAUCCUGAAUACUAUGAACAGGCACAUACAAGAGAGGAGAUCGUUGAAGUUGAUAAAAGCAGAGCCAGCUCUAUACAAGAAGAGCAACAAGCAGUGGCAUCUACGAGUAACCCUUCACACUAA